AAAUGAAAGUAAAUGAUAGCACAGAAGCAUACGUGAUAUUCGAAGAAGCUGAAAGGUACUUCGUUGUGGACAAACAUGACUGCAGCUGCACAUGUUUCCAAAACAAAAACAUGCUUUUGCCAUGCCGUCAUCUUGUUCAUACCAAAUGUCAUCUAUAUUCACGUCUGGAUGUAUUUAGACAUAGUACUAGGUGGUUACGAUAUUACAACCACACUCUCAUCCAAUCUCAGUCGACAACAGCGGUGGAAUUGGACGUGGAGAUGCUCAUACAAGGAAUCAUAUAUCAAAUGAGAAACCUUAAACAGACGCAUCCUCGGAUAUGUAGAAGUGCGUUUCUUUACGUAUACAAUUAUCUACUUGAAGCUGGUGGACAGUUGGAUGAUCAGGCAUCUACAUCGUCAGCCUCGGACUGAUAUACGUACAUAUUUUUAAAGAUAACUGUAAAUAAAUU
Trichobilharzia regenti is the source of this 451-nucleotide messenger RNA. NCBI's taxonomy places the organism in Eukaryota, Metazoa, Platyhelminthes, Trematoda, Strigeidida, Schistosomatidae. The record is from the annotation of a GenBank genome assembly.